Trichoderma citrinoviride is the source of this 1020-nucleotide messenger RNA. RefSeq lists its product as hypothetical. The transcript has 4 exons. The record is from RefSeq and is a predicted model, not a curated record. The coding region runs from base 1 to 1020 and encodes 339 amino acids. Gene Ontology annotation, cellular component: membrane. Lineage: Eukaryota; Fungi; Ascomycota; Sordariomycetes; Hypocreales; Hypocreaceae.
AUGGCAACCCCAACAACUCACAUUGCUUCAUCAAGCACAACAUCAACCGCGCUACCAAGCUGCACCACAGCCGUUCCCGGAAAAUAUGGCGAGGUGCCCAUAACAGCCUGCAACUCAUCCUACAAUGCCAUUCCCGAAUUCAUUCCCGCAGUGGUGGUCUCUGCACUGUUUGGAACACUUACCUUGAUUCACAUUAUCGAAGCAUUUGUUUUCAAAAAGGGUUAUACCUGGGUCUUGCUCAUGGGUGCCGCCUGGGAAACAACCGCCUUCAUCUUUCACGCCCUCGGCGCGCACAACCAACAAAACGAUGCCUUUGCCAUAGUAUGGCAGAUCCUCUUCCUGCUCGCGCCCCUCUGGAUCAACGCCUUCGUGUACAUGACCUUUGCACGCAUGGUACACUUCUUCAUGCCCGACAGAAAGGUAUACUUUGUCAAGGCCUCUCACGUCUCGAAAAUCUUCGUCUGGGCAGAUAUUCUAUCGUUUAUCGUCCAGGCUGUGGGCGGUGUCAUGGUCACGCCUAGUGCUUCGGCGUCUACCCAGCAACUUGGCAUGCACAUUUAUGAGGGAGGGAUAGGGCUGCAGGAGUUUUUUAUUCUUUGCUUUUUGGGGUUGAUGAUUGCGUUUCACGUUCGUGUUCGGAAAUUGGGUCAGGUUCAGUCUAAACCCAGAGGUGCUUUCUGGUUGCUCUAUGCACUCUACGCGGUGCUAGCAUUCAUCACAAUGCGCAUCAUUUUCCGCCUCGUCGAAUUCACUGGCGGCAUCGACCCCUCGACCAACCCAAUACCGUUCCACGAAUACUACUUCUACACACUCGACGCGUUCCCGAUGAUGACGGCACUGCUUAUGCUGGCUGUGGUCCAUCCGGGACGGUUCAUCACGGGACCGAAUAGCAGCCUUCGAGACGCCACAAGGGAAGAGAGGAAGAUUAGGAAGGCGGAGAAGAAGGCGUUGAAGGAGCAGAAGAGAUUGGAUAAGGAGGCGAAGAAGAAGGGCGCUUAUGGGCAAGUAGAGGAUGCGUAA